Messenger RNA from Cynara cardunculus var. scolymus (artichoke), 1669 nucleotides. Its product is annotated as UDP-glucuronate 4-epimerase 1. Lineage: Eukaryota; Viridiplantae; Streptophyta; Magnoliopsida; Asterales; Asteraceae. Bases 132 to 1466 code for a protein of 444 amino acids. The transcript has a single exon. The record is from RefSeq and is a predicted model, not a curated record.
GCAUCUGUAUAAUUUCAAAUAUCCAAUUUCUUCCCUUUUUGGAUUCUUUUCCCUAAAACCCUAAUCAUCACUUCUGAAUUUGAAUUCGAUUUUUAAGAAAAGUUGUUGGGAUUUGGAUAUUUAGUUGAAGAAUGCCGCCAUUGGAGGAAGAAUUAUUUCCUUCAACUCCGGGGAAGAUUAAGAUCGAUCGUCUACAUCAUAACAUGAUGAAUCGGACGUUUCACCGGUGUUUCGCUUCCACCAGCACCAUGUUCCUCUGGGCGUUGUUUUUGAUUGCCUUAACAGCAUCGUAUUUGAGUUUUCAGGGCUUCGUCGCUUCCGGUAGCCGGUAUUUACAACACACGUCGUCGUGGAGUCAUGGCGGCAGCAUUGGUGGUCUCCACUGGGAGAAACAAAUCCGUUCCUCCGCCCAGAUCCGUCGUUCCAACGGCCUCUCUGUACUUGUCACCGGCGCCGCCGGAUUUGUCGGCACACACGUAUCCCUAGCUUUACAAAAACGCGGCGACGGCGUCGUCGGAAUCGAUAACUUCAACGACUAUUACGACCCGUCGUUGAAGAAAGCUCGACGGGCGAUGCUCGAAUCCCACCGUAUCUUCAUCGUCGAAGGUGACAUCAACGACCGGCGUCUUUUAGCAAAGCUCUUUGAUAUCGUCGCCUUUACUCACGUCAUGCACUUGGCUGCACAGGCGGGCGUACGAUACGCCAUGGAAAACCCGAAUUCGUAUAUCCACAGUAACAUAGCGGGUCUGGUAACACUACUUGAACAAUGCAAAUCAGCUGACCCGCAACCGGCCAUUGUUUGGGCCAGCUCCAGCUCCGUUUACGGGUUAAACGAUAAGGUACCAUUUUCCGAAGCGGAUCAAACCGACCAACCCGCCUCACUCUACGCCGCCACCAAGAAAGCGGGAGAAGAAAUCACACACACCUACAACCAUAUUUACGGGUUAUCCAUAACCGGGUUGAGAUUCUUCACGGUUUAUGGCCCAUGGGGCAGACCCGACAUGGCUUAUUUCUCUUUCACCCGGAAUAUUCUACAGGGUAAACCGAUAACUGUGUACCGGGGCAAAAAUCGGGUCGACUUGGCCCGAGACUUCACCUACAUCGAUGAUAUUGUGAAAGGAUGUGUGGCUUCGUUGGAUACAGCGGGUAAGAGUACCGGGUCGGGUGGUAAGAAAAAGGGACCCGCUCCGUACCGGAUUUAUAAUUUGGGUAAUACAUCGCCGGUGACUGUGCCGGCGUUGGUGAGUAUACUGGAGAAGAAUUUGAAGAUGAAGGCGAAGAAGAAUGUGAUGGAGAUGCCUGGAAACGGCGACGUUCCGUUUACGCAUGCGAAUAUAAGUUUGGCCCAAAGGGAGCUCGGGUAUAAACCGAGAACCGAUUUGUCAACCGGGUUGCGGAAGUUUGUUAGAUGGUAUCUAUCCUAUUACGGACAUAAUCAUGACAAGGGCAAUUCUGUAAAUUUAUAGUUCUUUUUUUUAGAAAUCUUUUUAUUUUAUUUUUUAAUUUAAAAAAAAGGAUACCAAAAGCAUAAUUCUUUGCUUGAAAUGGGGACGAGUUUAAAGAAAAUCUUGGUUCUCAUUUAUUUUCCUUUUUCUUGCUUUAUUAAUUUCCAAAAUUGUAAUUUACGAAAAAUAUAUCCCUUUUGGUUGUCAUGUACAUUUGAUUUUAC